Molecule: messenger RNA, 744 nt
Organism: Lathyrus oleraceus (garden pea)
Lineage: Eukaryota; Viridiplantae; Streptophyta; Magnoliopsida; Fabales; Fabaceae
Product: receptor-like protein kinase 5
Exons: 3
Coding region: 1-744 (247 amino acids)
Biological process (GO): protein phosphorylation
Molecular function (GO): protein kinase activity; ATP binding
Source: RefSeq, a predicted model, not a curated record
AUGUUUAUGAAUCUGAAAGUGAGACGACGAAAAGGAGAGAAAUGUACCGGAUUGGGCUUUGGUGCGAUUCGUUCGGAGGCAAAAUGUUGUGGCAUUGACUCUGUGUAUCGCGUUGCUCUUGAUGACGGUUUAGGUUAUGUUGCAGUGAAAACAAUAAGGGGGAGUAGCAGAAAGUUAGACCAGGAGCUUGUGGAUUCAUUUCUUGCAGAAGUUGAAAUACUAAGAAAAUUUCGGCAUAACAACAUUGUGAAGUUGAUGUGUUGUAUCUCAAGUGAUGAUUUGCUACUACUUGCAUAUGAGUAUCAUGAACAUCAGAGUCUUGAUAGGUGGCUGCACAAAAAGAAUAAGACAUCGGUUGCGUCCAGUACGGUUCAUCAUGACAUCAUUGAUUGGCCGAAGAGAUUGCAUAUAGCCAUUGGAGCUGCACAAGGUUUAUGCUACCUGUAUAACGAUUGCUCGCCACCUAUUAUUCACCGAGACGUGAAAGCAAGUAACAUUGUUUUGGAUUCACAAUUCAACGCAAAAGUUGCUGAUUUUGGUUUCGCCAAGAUACUGAUCAAGCCAGAAGAACUUGCCACCAUGUCACCUGUGGCUGGCACAUUUGGAUAUAUUGCUCCAGAAUAUGCUCAAUCAAUUAGAGUCAAUGAAAAGAUGGAUGUUUACAGCUUUGGAGCGGUUCUAUUGGAACUGACAACUGGAAAAGAAGUUAAUCCUGGAUACGAAUACUCGUCGCUUGCAGAAUAG